AUGGCUUCUGCUAAUAAGAAUUCCGAUAAGCAGGUACUCACAAUGGCUGAAGUUCAACAAUUAUCAGCAGAUAAAGAUAAAUGCAUCAUGGUAAUUGAUAAUCAUGUUUAUGAUAUAACAAAAUUUCUUGAUGAGCAUCCAGGUGGAGAAGAGGUUUUAAAAGAACAACAUGGUAAAGAUGCAUCAAAUGCAUUUGAAGAUGUAGGUCAUAGUUCCGAUGCACGUGAACAAAUGAAAGCAUAUGAAAUUGGUGAAUUACAUCCCGAUGACAUUAAAAAAUCAGGAAAAAAACCUCGUUCUGUAGCUGCCAAUCCGAAUGAUAGUACAGGUGGUGCUCAAGGUGAUACUGGUUCAUCCUGGAUUAAAUGGGUUAUUCCAAUUGUGAUAGCUAUAGCCGCUGUAGUUCUUUUCAAAUUAUUGGCUAGACCUGGUACAGACAUCAAUCGACCUCCAACAGCUAUUUAA
Molecule: messenger RNA, 465 nt
Organism: Adineta steineri
Lineage: Eukaryota; Metazoa; Rotifera; Eurotatoria; Adinetida; Adinetidae
Source: the annotation of a GenBank genome assembly